AUGGCUCCAAUGAUCAUAUCGGAAAAGCCCAGCGAGGGCUCCUGGAGUCAGACGGCUUCGAUGCCGCCUUCACCUGUCUCCAGGUCCAAAGAACCCCUAGCCAUUUGCGGUCUUGCGUGUCGACUACCAGGAGAUUCGUCGUCACCGCGGGACUUUUGGGAUCUCCUUGCCAAUGGAAGAUCUGGAAAAGGCGAGGUUCCCAAGUCGCGCUUCAACGUCGAUGGCUUCUAUCAUCCAAAUGGAAGCGAUCGGCCUGGAAGCAUGAUGACCAAGGGGGGUUAUUUCCUCAACGAGGAUACACGCCAGUUCGAAAACAGCAUGUUCGGCAUCAACAACCUCGAAGCCACCUAUAUGGAUCCCCAGCAACGGAAGUUGCUCGAAGUCGUCUUUGAAUGCCUUGAAAACGCAGGCGUACCACUUGAUGUCGCCUCGGGCUCCAACACAGGUUGCUACGUCGGGAAUUUCACCUUUGACUAUCUGGUAAUGCAGAGCCGCGAUGCCGACUACCUCACUCGUUAUAAUUCAACGGGCAUGGGCACUUCCAUUCUAGGGAACCGCAUCAGCCACGUCUUCAACUUGAAGGGCCCAAGCCUUGUCAUAGAUACUGCCUGCUCGUCAUCGCUAUAUUGCCUACACGUAGCAUGUGUUGCACUUGAGAAUUACGAGUGCGAUGCUGCCAUUGUCGCAGGCGCCAACCUCAUCCAGUCUGUCGAACAGCACAUUGGUACCAUGAAAGCUGGGGUCCUAUCCCCUACGUCAGAAUGCCACACCUUCGAUGCUUCUGCAGAUGGUUAUGGCCGAGCGGAGGGAAUUGGUGCUCUUUACGUAAAGCGAUUGAGCGAUGCCCUCCGAGAUGGAGAUGCGAUCCGGAGUGUGAUCAAGGGAUCUGCAAUCAACGCAAACGGCAAGACGGCGGGAAUUAGUCUUCCUAGUGCCGACGGCCAAGAAGCAGUAAUCCGAAAAGCCAUGCACAAGGCUUCGCUGAGUCCAAAUGACAUCACAUAUGUUGAAUGCCACGGUACCGGCACCAAGGUUGGAGAUGCCAUUGAGGUAGAAGCGCUCAAUCGUGUCUUUCAGCGUCCAUUGGAUAGACCCCUCUUCAUUGGCUCAGUAAAAUCCAACAUUGGCCAUUCAGAGGCUGCGAGUGGUAUUGCAGGUGUCAUCAAGUCUACUCUAGCUCUAGAGAAACGCCUUAUUCCCCCUACCUACGGCCUAAAGAAGCUGAACCCCAAGUUGGAGCCCUUCAAAGAUAGCAUCUCUAUCCCCACAGAGCUCAUUUCGUGGCCCGGCGAUAAAGAAUGUAUACGAAGAAUUGGCAUUAACUCGUUUGGCUACGGCGGUGCUAAUGCGCAUGUCAUUCUUGAGGAGGGUACUCAUCUCCCUCGUCCCUCUCCAGAACGCCUGUUCGUGCCACAGUCAUCUGUCAUUCUUCCGCUUUCUGCGGCGACCAUGGCCUCCCUUGAGGCGCGUGCCAGCGAUCUUGCUAGGCAUGAAUUUGGGGACACAACCAUUUUGGACCUGGCUUACACGCUCGGGUCUCGACGCACGAAUUUCCGAACGCGCGGUUUCUUGGUUGCAAAGACGGCAAUGAAUCUCAACGACGUAUUCACCUCACAAAUGUUGACGACAGGGGUGGCACCAUCGCAGAGUGUACCCCCACCCUUAGCUUUUGUCUUCACUGGGCAAGGAUCACAGUGGCCGGGCAUGUGCAAAGAGCUAUUCGAAAUUCCAGCCUUCCGUAACGCCAUAGCAGAAAUGGACUCGACGUUGAAAACAAUCCCGCACGUUCCGACAUGGUCGCUACGUGAAGCCAUUCUGGACACGGAGAACCCGGAUCUGAUUCACACUCCCCAACGGUCCCAGCCUUGCUGUACCGCAAUCCAAGUAGCGCUGGUGCAGCUACUGGCAUCGUGGAACGUGGUACCAGAUACGGCAGUCGGACAUUCCUCAGGCGAGAUCGCCGCCGCCUUUGCAGCAGGUCACAUUACGGCAGCUGAAGCCAUCGUUAUAGCUUACUAUCGCGGCUUUUGCGUCUCCAAGAGCGUUCAGGAAGGAGCGAUGAUGGCUGUCGGGCUCUCCGAAGAAGCAGUCAACGAUAAAAUUACAGAAAACGGGCUCCAGGAGAAGGUCCGAGUUGCCUGUGUCAACUCGCCUGACGGUGUAACCGUCUCUGGCGAUUGCGAGGCCAUUGACAAACUCUUAACUACGCUGGAAAAGGAUGGAACCUUCGCCAGGAAACUGAAGACGGGUGGACAGGCAUACCAUUCCCACCACAUGCUGCCCCUGGGCGAAGAAUACGAAAGCCUCCUGGACCGAGUUCUACCAACCCUUGUACCUUCCUAUAGGAUGGCCCAGAACGUAAUGGUCCUAUCUUCGGUAACGGCAGAGCACAAAUUGUCGGGCUUCAAUAGCCGCUACUGGCGCAGUAACCUUGACCGCCAAGUACGGUUCAAGCAAGCCAUUCAAGCCCUUCACGCGCACGCACACCACACAUUUGUCGAACUGGGUCCUCAUUCCUCCCUUGAGCUUCCUGUCAAGCAGACGCUCGCCGACUUGGCCGUGUCAGGAGACCAGGUCCGGUAUUUUGCACCCGUCAAACGUAACGGAGAGGCUCUAUCCAGCGCACUAGGGCUGGCAGGAAAUCUAUGGCUCAUUGGCUACGCCAUCGACUGGACGCUAGUCAAUGGACUGCGUGGCUUGACAAAGUCGGUUGCGUCUUCGUUCAGCGUUGUUACUGAUCUUCCACGCUACCGGUUCAGGUACGAUGAAGUUCUCUGGAACGAAGGCCGUGCCAGCCUCGAGUAUCGCCAGCGCAAGCAUCCUCGUCAUGAGUUACUCGGUUCGCUCAUCCCCGGUGGGAACGGAGACGACCUUGUAUUUCGAAACUUUUUGCGAGUGGAUGACAUUGCCUGGCUCAAGGAUCAUAAGCUGGAGGACACAAUCGUCUUUCCUGGCGCUGGCUAUCUUUGUACCGCCAUGGAAGCCGUCAUGCAGGCUGCCGAUAUAACAUUGUCGGGGAAACCGUCUUUCUGCUUCUCCAAUGUCCAUAUUUUGAAGGCACUUGUUUUGUCCGAAGAUGCGGCGGCUAAAACCGAGAUGUUCACCUCGCUUCGUAAAUCAGCCAUUACAAACGCGACGACCUCAUCCCUCUGGUGGGAUUUCAGCAUCUCCACUUACCACAAUGAUACUUCGAUAGCGCAUGCGAAGGGUAGCAUAUGUAUUUCAACGGGCGACACGUUCAUGGAGCCCAAGUACGAAGCUCCAAAUGCUUGCCUUGAGCCAACGGCAAAACGCACUUGGUAUGACCGCUUUCUCAGAAGUGGUUUGAACUAUGGGCCGGCUUUCCAGCCUGUUUCAGAGUUUUUGACGCCAAGCAUGAAGGAUGCUUCAUCUAGCGGUGCAAAAUUGCAACUGCGGACGACCUAUGGCGACGAGCUGGCCGUCUAUCCUGUCCACCCAACAACGCUCGACGCGAUGCUGCAAACGGCCAUUGUGGCGACGACAAAGGGCCUUCCAGCAAACCUAAAUGCCAAAGUUCCCACUCGAUUCGGAUCCAUCGUGCUGAACACAACCGCAGACGGGCCAUGCCAGAUCAACGCACAUGCCCGAGUUACUGGUUUUGGCUCCGCUGAAAUCGGCUGCGAGAUUAUGAACCCGGCUGGUGGCAUAGCGGUUCAAUUAAACGAAGUGCGCCUUAGCCCUUAUGCAACCGGUGCACAAGAGAAUACGGCUGGAGAGCGCCAUCCUAUGCUACGAGUUCUCUGGAAACCAGACCUGUAUGGGCUUGGCUUGAUGAACGUACAGGACGCGCAGGUCCACAUGGAUAACUUCGUUGCAGAAGCAGAUUCACCGCUGGAAGACGAUAGCAUCAUACGUCUCGGUGCCAUGCUUGAUCUAGCCGUCCACAAAAACCCGAGAGUGCGCAUCCUGGAGCUAGGCAAUGAUAUUCAUGAUAUCAGUCUGGCCGUGCUCGACCUCCUCGCAUCCAAGAGUGAGUUCAAGCGUUUUUCAAGCUAUACGACGGCCUCGUUCAGCGAUGAUGGCAGUCUCCGUGGAAACCUCGUCGAUUUGGAGAUAGGCGAACGCUCAGAGCCGGGAGCUUUGGAGGGUCAGGAGUAUCAGGUCAUCUUGAUACCCGUUGCAGGGCCUUGGUUAGCACAUUAUAUGGACAAGAUUCGGGAUUUGCUCACAGAGGAUGGAACUGUUCUCGCGCUAUGUCCCGGUUCGACCUCCGAAGCCUUCACCUCCAGCAGUCUACCCUCGAUUGCAUACCACAUUCAUGAAGGGGCGUCAUCAGUUGUCGUCGCUAGAAAGCCAGUCGCUCAGUCAAACACCUUUGCGCCACACAACCAUAGGAUUUUGAUUGUAGACCGAGAAGAACAAUCCAAGUUGGGCUCGGCCCUGGAAGCCACACUAAAGAGCAACGGAAGCACCCAGGUGCACCACGUGCUACUGUACGAACUCGGCCAAAAGGACAUAUCUGCAGGAGACAUCGUUUUCAACCUCGCGGAGAUUCGGAAGCCUUUGCUCUCCACCAUAACGGACGAAGACAUGGGCCGAGUCAAGCUUAUGACGGAUAAUGCGCACUCGAUUGUAUGGGUCACCAAAGGCAACAUCACCGAGGGUGGGCUGCCUGACAUGGCGCUUGUUUCUGGCCUGGCACGGGCUCUCGUUCUCGAGCAACCGUCUUUGAAAAUUUACACCUACGAUCUCGACACCUGCGAGUCUGACGUCGACGUCACCGCCCAGCGCCUCCUGUCUCUUUUGAAUCAAGCAAGCCGCUCCCCUGAUUUUGAGUUCGCUCAGCGCCGCAACGUCAUCCACGUUAGCCGCUUCGCCCCGGACGAGGGACUCAAUGCCGAGUUUCGGUCCAAACAGGGCCUCCACACUACGCAAAUGGCUCUGAAGAAUGCAGGCAAUGUGCGUUUGGACAUCAAGAAUGUGGGUCAGUUUGAUACGUUGUACUACAAACAACAGGAAGACAGCCGGUCGCUAUCACCCAGCCAUGUGCUACUCCAGGUUACGUCUGCGGGACUGAAUGCAAAGGACUUUUACCUUUUCGGUGGCAAGGUUGAAGUGCCCAAUGCCACAUCUUCCAAUGAAUACACCGGCAUUGUCGUUGAUGUCGGUGCCGAAGUGACUGGAUUCGCACAUGGAGACCGUGUGGUAGUAAUGGCGCCCUCGCACUUCCAGACGUACCAAUCCGUUCCGCACUGGGCUUGCCAUAAGCUGGAAGAGACAGAUGACUUGGAUGUAUGCGCAACACUGCCUGUCGUCUAUUCGACGGCCAUUUACGCACUCGAAUAUCGUGCCCGCCUGCAGAGAGGAGAGACUGUCCUCAUCCAUUGCGGUGCCGGUGGCGUUGGCAUGGCAGCUAUCCAGGUUGCACAACAAGCUGGAGCCGAGGUAUUCACGACGGUAUCGACCAAGGAAAAGGAAGAUUACCUAGUGCAAACCUUCGGCAUCAAGCCGUCUAACAUCUUCAGUUCCCGCGGUACUUCAUUCCUCGAAGGCGUCCUCAGCGCAACAAACAACCGCGGCGUGGACGUCGUUCUCAACUCGCUCACGGGAGACCAGCUUCAUGCGGCAUGGCGAUGCACGGCUGUGGGCGGUCGCUUCGUCGAGAUCGGCAAGCUGGAUCUCGCCACAGCCGGUCGCCUUGAAAUGGACCAGUUCCUGAAGAAUACAACCUUCACUGCCUUCGACCUGGCACAUCUGUACAAUUCCGACAGUGAGGCCCUGAGUUCCGCUUGGACCGAGUUACUUCGACGUACCAUGGAGUUCUAUCGCAGUGGUAAGAUGGCUGAAUUCAAUACGCUCAAGGUAUUCGACAUCGAGGAUGCAACACAGGCCUUCCGCUUCUUCUCAUCGCGCACGCGCAUGGGCAAGGUGGCUAUCAAUAUGCAAAAUCCCCAGUCCAAGCUUCCUGUACAACGAUUGAAGCACGAGACGCAGUUUGAUAGCAAUAAGAGCUAUAUCAUGGUGGGAUGCUUGGGUGGGCUGGGUCGCACGCUGACACGGUGGAUGUUGCAACGCGGAGCCAGGAAGUUUGCCUUUCUUGGUCGAUCCGGUCUGGACAAGCCCGCCGCGCGCAAGCUCGUUCGAGAUGUCGAGGUUGCCGGAGGAGAGUGCGUCGUCAUCAGGGGCGAUGUCUGCAAGGAAGAAGACGUAGCGGCCCUUGUGAAUGAGACGAUGGGGGAUAUUGGCGGCGUGGUGCAGGCGGCCAUGGGAUUAAAUGAAGCCCUCUUCACUUCCAUGCCAAAUGCAUACUGGCACACCGGAAUCGACCCCAAGGUCCAGGGGACAUGGCAUCUGCACCGCUGCUUGCGCGCAUCUGGGCGUGACAAGAACCUCGACUUCUUUCUCCUGACAUCUUCGGUUUCGGGAAGCGUAGGAACGGCAACCGAAUCAAAUUAUUGCGCCGGCAACUACUUCCUAGACCUGUUUGCACGUUAUCGGCGCGCUCAAGGCCUACCUGCCAUGUCGGUCGGUCUGGGUAUGAUCUCGGGGGCUGGAUACCUGCACGAGAAUCCAGAGAUCGAGGCUUUGCUGCUCCGCAAAGGCAUCCAGGCCAUUGACGAGGACGAACUGUUGCAAAUCCUCGACAUUGCUUUGAGCAACAAUACGUUGGAUGGUAUCCACCACCCACAUGACAAGGGCGCUGAGCGGCAUAUCCUCACCGGCCUCGAGCCCAUCGGCCUAAAAGAGCUUCGGAAAAAGGGCUUCGAAGGCACAAACCCAACGCUGGAUGACCCACGCGCAAGCCUACUGUCCAGCGCACUCGACGGCCAGGACGACGUGCUACGCCAGGCACACGCCGGCGACCUCCCUGCACCCAUCACCGAGGCCUUGGAAGCCGGGCAGUCGCUAGCCGACGCGCUGCUCAACUUCAUCCGCCGCCGCUUCGGUAACCUCACUCUCCUCAAGUACGACUCGGUCGAUGUGCGCUGCCCGUUUGCAAACUAUGGUAUGGAUAGCAUGAUUGCGGCUGAGUUCCGCACUUGGUUCUAUCAGAGUCUAAGCGUCGAUGUGCCGUUCCUGAUGUUAUUGGACAAGACGACGACCUUGGAGGCGCUGCGCGAUUUGGUGCUUGUGCAGAUGGAAAAAUCAUCUCAGUGA
This is a messenger RNA of Paraphaeosphaeria sporulosa, 7119 nucleotides long. Its product is annotated as reducing type I polyketide synthase 10. Gene Ontology annotation, biological process: secondary metabolite biosynthetic process; fatty acid biosynthetic process. The record is from RefSeq and is a predicted model, not a curated record. Gene Ontology annotation, molecular function: 3-oxoacyl-[acyl-carrier-protein] synthase activity; oxidoreductase activity; fatty acid synthase activity. Lineage: Eukaryota; Fungi; Ascomycota; Dothideomycetes; Pleosporales; Didymosphaeriaceae. The transcript is spliced from 4 exons. The coding region runs from base 1 to 7119 and encodes 2372 amino acids.